Molecule: messenger RNA, 1491 nt
Organism: Salvelinus sp. IW2-2015
Lineage: Eukaryota; Metazoa; Chordata; Actinopteri; Salmoniformes; Salmonidae
Product: cell adhesion molecule CEACAM1-like
Source: RefSeq, a predicted model, not a curated record
UAUUUGCUGAUUGAGAGGAGACUGUGACUGUGCAGUAUUGACAUGUUUGGAUUUAUCAAGAAGUCUGGACAGUCAUUUGGUUCAUAGGAAAGUGUCCCGUUCAUUUCUGAUCCGUGGUGUUUGAUAAGUGGCAGAACUAUGGACCAUCCUCUGGUGUGGGUUCUCAUCCUGGUGCUGCUCAACUUCAAUACAGAUGUCUCUGGCCAGGUGGUGGUUCCCUCUAUGAACCCCUUAGCUGUGGGCAGUAAUGUCACACUGAACCUAGUUCCCGAAAGCCCCAUCAACAUAGGGACCUGGUCAUAUGAAACUACAACCAUCGUACUUUUCUAUCCUGGUGGCAGUAUUAUGAGUACAAGUUAUCGAGGCAGAGUCUCAUUCAACCGCUCCUCCUCAGAGCUGUCCAUAAGCUCUCUCCAACUCAACGACUCAGGACGAUAUACCGUGCWGGGAAUGGAGCCAGUCCUGACCGCUGUGGUGACCUUGUCUGUCCAGGAGCCCAUUUCUAACGUGACUCUAAGAGCCAAUGCCACUGAUCUAGUGGAAUUGAACGACACUGCCAUUGUCACCUGCUCCGUCUCCUCUGGCACCUCCCUCUCCUACCGCUGGAUGAAUGGAAGCUCAGAGGUUGCAGCCAGUGACAGAGUUCGGCUUGGUGUUGGGAACAGCACUCUCUCCAUAGUCAGUGUGACACGAUACGAUGAAGGGCCGUUCAGAUGUGAGGUCAUCAAUGGAAUCAGCGAUGGCACCAGCCAGCCCAUCGGCCUCAAUGUUAGAUAUGGCCCAAGUAACCUCACCAUGAUGGUAGCUCCUGAGAUGACCAUAGGACAUACAGCCUACAAGACGGGCUCUGUCAUCACUCUGUCCUGCUCCGCUCAGUCCAAACCCGCUGUGUCCUACAAGUGGAGGUUUAAUGGGGUGUUCCUCAACGAGCAAAGUCCACAGCUGAGCCUGCAGAACACCAGGGAGAACCAGACAGGAAGUUACGCAUGCUUAGCCCACAACAAUGUCACACUCCGAUACGCCACCAUGACCACAAUGAUAAAGAUCGUGGAGCCGAUAUCAGCGGUUACGUUGAACCGUGAUGGGAAGCCACCGAUACUGGAUCAGUCGUUCACUCUGCGGUGUGAGGUGACUGGACCUGUAGACUACAUUCACUGGCUGAUGAACGGCCAGCUCAUCUCCCUAAACAGAACAUUCUUCUCUACGGGCAACAAGACAAUGGUUAUCAACCCAAUCCAGUUUUCUGACAGUGGAGAAUAUCUCUGUGAGGCCUUUAAUGAUGUCAGUAACAAGACCAGCAUGACAUACAAGCUUGUGGUGAACUAUGGUCCAGAGAGACCUGUUAUCAUGAGUCCGGAUAUAGAGAUGACAGGACACACCGUGACCUUCAACUGCUCGGCCUCCUCUCAGCCUACCAGCCAGUUCAGCUGGUUCUUCAAUGGCUCCCAGGUGAGGACUGGCUUCAGUGUAGUGAGACUGCCCAUGACCUAG